AGGAGGAGGUUUUGUCAGGUGGUAACGGUGGUGGUGGGGUGGAGAGGGUCCGUCCUAUGGAUGUCAUCAUCAUCCUCAGCAGCCGCAGCCAGGCCAGCACCUCCCGGUCCUGCGCUUAAUCGGCGGCCUCAUCCGCUCUGCUCGUACUGACUUGCCGGUGCAGAGCAAGCCAGCGACGUGUACUCAAUCGCCGGGAGACACAAAGGUCCGUCCUCGGCACACGCGCGGAAGGGCGUCGGGGGCGCCAUGGCGAAUGCCUCCCCAGACCUGGACAACGCCGACGCCCAGCGCCAGCUCAACAACAACAACCGGCCUGUCAGCUCUGCAUUUUGGGAAACGGAGUGCACUAGCUCCAAGUUGUUUGAGUGCUCCCGCAUCAAAGCCCUGGCAGAGGAACGAGACGCCGUCCAGAAGAAGACCUUUACUAAAUGGGUUAACUCCCAUCUGGCCCGAGUGUCCUGCCGCAUCUCAGACCUCUACAAUGACCUGCGCGAUGGCUACAUGCUCACGCGGCUGCUAGAGGUCCUCAGCGGGGAGCUGCUGCCGAGGCCGACACGAGGUCGCAUGCGCAUCCAUUCUCUGGAGAAUGUGGACAAAGCACUCCAGUUCCUCAAGGAGCAGAGGGUACACCUGGAGAAUGUGGGCUCACAUGAUAUUGUGGACGGGAACCAUCGUCUCACACUGGGCCUCAUCUGGACCAUCAUCCUCCGCUUCCAGAUCCAGGUGAUCAAGAUCGCCACAGCUGACAACCGAGAGACGCGCUCAGCCAAAGAUGCUCUCCUGCUCUGGUGCCAGAUGAAGACUGCCGGGUACUCUGAGGUGAAUAUUCAGAACUUCACCAGCUGCUGGAGGGAUGGCCUGGCAUUCAACGCUCUCAUACACAGACACAGACCAGAUCUGAUUGAGUUUAACAAGCUGACCAGGUCCAACGCCACUCACAACCUGCAGCAGGCCUUCAAUGUUGCCGAGCAGAACCUGGGUCUCACCAAACUGCUGGACCCUGAGGAUGUGAACACAGAGAAUCCAGAUGAAAAGUCCAUCAUCACCUAUGUGGUCUCUUACUACCACUACUUCUCCAAGAUGAAAGCUCUCAUAGUGGAGGGCAAAAGAGUCGGCAAGGUCCUGGACAAUUGUAUCGAGUCUGAGAAGCUGGUGGAACGUUAUGAGGCGCUGGCGUCGGAUUUGCUAGAGUGGAUCGAGAAGACCAUCGCAGUAAUUGGCAAUCAGAAGUUUGCCAACUCACUAACCGGCGUUCAGCAGCAACUUCAGGCCUUCACCACCUACUGCACUGUCGAGAAGCCCAUCAAGUUCCAAGAAAAAGGGAACCUAGAAGUCCUUCUCUUCACCAUCCAAAGCAAACUAAGAGCCAACAACCAGAAAGCCUACAUGCCUCACGAGGGAAAGCUCAUCUCUGACAUCAACAAGGCGUGGGAGCGACUGGAGAAGGCGGAGCAUGAGAGGGGCGUGGCUCUGCGUAAGGAGCUGAUUCGCCAGGAGAAGCUAGAGCUGCUGGCUCAGCGCUUUGACCACAAAACCACCAUGAGACAAGCAUGGCUCAACGAGAACCAGAGGCUCGUGUCACAGGACAACUUCGGCUACGAUCUUCCUGCUGUUGAGGCGGCCAUGAAGAAGCACGAGGCCAUCGAGGCAGAUAUUGCCUCAUACGAGGAGCGAAUCGGUGUGGUGGUGGAGCUGGCUUCCGAGAUGGAGGUGGAGAGCUACUACGACAUCCGCCGCAUCUUGGCCCGCAAGGAGAACAUCCUGGGACAGUGGAGUCUUCUGAAGGAGCUGGUUGCAGGCAGGCGAACCCGGCUGGAGAAGAACCUGGCCCUGCAGAAGACCUUCCAGGACAUGGUCUACAUGAUCGACUGGAUGGAGGACACACAGGCCCAACUGCUGUCUAAGGACUUUGGGAAGCAUCUUCUGGAGGUGGACGACCUGCUGCAGAAGCACAGCCUGCAAGAGGCCGACAUUGGGGUGCAGGCUGAGAGGGUGGAGACGCUCAAUGUCGCUGCACUCAAAUUUACCACCAUUGAGGGUUAUCAGCCAUGCGACCCCCAGGUGAUCCGUAACCGGGUCAAUCACGUUUUGUCCUGCCUAGAAGAGCUAAAGGAGUUGGCGGCCAAGCGGCGCUCUGAGCUGGAGGAGUCCCGGCAGCUUUGGGCCUUCUUCCAGGAACUGGAGGAGUCUGAGGCAUGGAUCCGGGAAAAGAGCUCCAUCCUGGGGGCUCAGGGCUAUGGCAAAGACCUCAGCAGCGUGCUCAAGUUACUCCAGAAACACAAGACCCUCGCUGGGGAACUGAUGGCCCACCGAGCCUUGCUGGAGACGACUAUCCAGGGCGGUCAGCAGAUCCUGAAUGAGAAGAACUUGGGUACAGUGGGCAUCCAAGAGCGCAUCCUGGAUGUGACUGAUGAGUGGACGCGGCUAGAGGAGCAGGCUGCGCAGCGCCUCGCCCACCUCCAGGAAGCGCUCAACUUUUUCCAGUUCUCCACCGAGAUGGACGACCUGGUGGCGUGGCUACAAGACUCCUAUCGCCUGGUGUCCAGCGAGGACUUCGGCCAUGAUGAAUACUCCACAUGCUCACUACUCAAGAAGCACCGCGGCGUCAGCGAGGAUAUCAACAAGCAUCGGCUGCAUGUGGUGGCGCUGCGCAAACACUUGACAGUGCUGCCGCUGCGUUACAGAGAGCAAGAGGAGGUACAGGUUCGGAUGGUUGAGGUGGAGCAAUUGUACACAGAGGUGGUGGAGGUGGGCGUCCUCCGCCAACAGUGGCUCCACGACGCCCUGGCCGUCUAUCGUAUGUUCAGCGAAGUAAAUGCGUGUGAGCUGUGGAUAGAUGAAAAAGAACAAUGGCUGAACAAGAUGGAGAUUCCCGAGAAGCUCGAAGAUGUGGAGAUGGUGACACACAGGUUCGAGUCCCUGGAUCAGGAGAUGAACAGCCUAAUGGGGAGGAUAUUGGAUGUCAACCAGAUAGUCCAGCAGCUUCUGGAUGGGGGACAUCCGUCCUCCACAGAAGUCAGAGGCUGUCAGGACCACCUAAACUCCAGGUGGAACAGCAUCGUGGCUCUGGUGGAGCAGAAGAAGAAUCAGCUAGACAGCAUGCAACGUCUUCAGAACUACUUGUUGGAGUGUAGCGAAAUUAAGUCUCAGAUACAGGAGAAGCGCAAGGCCAUCGACGCUACCCAGUACGCCGGCAGCGAUCUGGGUGGCGUUCUGUCUCUGCAGCGCCGUCUCUCCACCAUGGAGGGAGCCCUGUCUGUGCUGGAGCCCAAGCUGAUGCACCUACAGGAGGAAGCAGAGCACCUCGCCACCGCCCAUGCCAGUCGGGCCACGGAAGUCCUGCUUCCCUUCGACGGUAUCAGCGUGGAGUGGGAGGAGCUUAAAUGCACUCUGCAGGGCUGCGAGGACUCACUUAUGGUGGCCGGCAGGUUGCAGAGCUUCAUCCAGGACUUGGACUUGUUUCUGACCUGGCUAGUCCAAACGCAGACGUCUGCUGCCUCAGACCAGUUGCCCAAUGACUUGGAGGAAGCCGAGAAACUCAUCAACAAACACGCUGCACUCAAGGAAGAAAUAGGAAGGUACGAGGAGGACUAUGAGCGUCUGCAAGCUAUGAACGAGCUACUGGAGUCAGAGGAGGCGCCUCUUCCGCAGGCCGCGCUGCAGCAGUGGCUGCAGAAGCUGGACGUGGGCUGGAACAAGCUGUUGGAGAUGUGGGAGAGCCGACGGGACGUCUUGGUGCAGGCACACAUAUUCCACUUGUUCCUGCGUGACGUCAAACAGGCAGAGGCCUUUAUCAAUAACCAGGAGUCGGCACUGGCCCACGUGGAGCUUCCCACCACGGUGGAGACAGUGGAGGCUGCGGUGAAGAAGCACAAGGACUUCACCACCACCAUGGAGCUCAACUUGCACCGCAUCAAGGCCGUCAUCGAGGCCGGCGAGAGCCUCAUCAGCCAGAACAACAUCUACUCGGAGCGCAUACGAGAACGUGUAGACACCCUUGCCAACAGGGGCAACCAGAACCGGGAGCAGGCCCAGCAGUGGUUGGAAAAACUCAACGACCAGUGGGCUCUCCAGAGGUUCCUCCAAGACUGUCACGAGCUGAGCGAUUGGGUGAGCGAGAAGAUGUUGAUGGCGAGAGAUGGAAACCGCGAUGACACGCAGAAGCUUCACAAGAAAUGGCUCAAGCACCAGGCCUUCAUGGCGGAGUUGGCUCAGAACAAAGAGUGGCUGGACAAGAUCGAGAGGGAGGGCCAGCACUUGAUCCAGGAGAAGCCUGAGCUGAGCCCGCUGGUGCGUCAGAAAUUGGAGCAAAUUCGUGAGUGUUGGCUGGACCUGGAGAAUACCACGCAGGCCAAGGCCCAGCAGCUCUUCCAAGCCAACAAGACCAACCUGCUGGCUCAAAGCUACCGCAGCCUGGACCAGAGACUAGGGCAGAUGGAGGGCCAGCUGGCCUACGUGGACCGCGGCCACGACCUGGCCACCGUCAACAGGCAGCUGAAGAAACUGCAGACCAUGGAGUGCCAGAUGGAGGAGUGGUACCAGGAGGUUAGUGAGCUGCAGGCUCAGGCAGCCGCCGUGCCGCAACAGACACGAGCCAAAGAGACAGUGGCUGAGCAGCAGGCAGCAGUCGAGGCUCGCAUGGUGCGCCUUAUCGAACCCCUCAAGGAGCGCAGACGUCUCCUUUUGGCCUCCAAGGAGGUGCACCAGGUGGCACGAGACCUGGAGGAUGAGAUGUUGUGGGUGCAGGAGCGCCUCCCAUUGGCCAUGAGUCAGGAACAUGGUUCUUCCCUACAGUCGGUGCAGCAGCUCAUGAAGAAGAAUCAGACUCUCCAGAGGGAGCUCCAGGGCCACCUGAGCCACGUGGAGGACGUCUUGGAGCGUGCAGCCAUCUUCGCCUCAGUCCGCAGUCCCGAUGCCAUGGCUGUGCGGGCGGGCCAUGAGCAGCUAUCGCAGCUGUGGGCGCUGCUCUGGGCCGAGACGGAACGCCGGCAGCUGGUGCUGGACGCCAUGUACCAGGCGCAGCAGUACUACUUUGACACAGCUGAAGUGGAGGCCUGGCUCAGUGAGCAGGAGCUGCACAUGAUGAAUGAGGAGAAAGGGAAGGACGAGCCGAGUACGUUGCAGCUGCUGAAGAAGCACCUGGUGCUAGAGCAGACCAUCGAGGACUACGCUGAGACCAUCGGCCUGCUGUCCCAGCAGUGUCGGCAGCUUCUGGAGAUGGGACACCCUGAUUGUGAAAAAAUCAGCAAGCGUCAGUCGCAGAUGGAUCGCUUAUACGUGUCGCUGAAGGACCUGGUGGAGGAGCGUAAGAGCCGCCUGGAGCAGCAGUACUGGCUCUACCAGCUCAACCGCGAGGUGGAUGAACUGGAGCAAUGGAUCGCCCAGAAGGAGGUGGUGGCCAGCUCGCCCGAGCUGGGACAGGACUUUGAGCAUGUCACCUUGCUCCAGGAAAAGUUCACGGAGUUUGCAUCAGAGACGGGCAGAACGGGUCAGGAUCGCGUAACGGCUGUCAACCAGAUGGUGGACGAGCUUAUCGAUUACGGCCAUGCUGAGGCCGCCGUCAUCGCAGAAUGGAAGGACGCCGUCAACGAGUCGUGGGCUGAACUGCUGGAGUUGAUGGAGACAAGAGCGCAAAUGCUGGCUGCCUCGCACCAGCUGCACAAAUUCUUCACGGACUGCCGAGAGGUUCUGUCUCAAAUUGACGACAAACACCGCCGAUUACCAGAGGUGCGCAUCCGUCAGAGCAGCACUGCCAACCCCAUCACGCUGCAAAGGCUGCUGCAGGGCUUCGAGCAGGACAUCCAGCUACUGGUCACGCAGGUGCGUCAGCUACAAGAGAGCGCGGCCCAGCUAAGGACCGUGUACGCCGGCGAGAAGGCGGAAGCCAUCGCCUGCCGCGAGCACCAAGUCAUGCAAUGCUGGAAGGAGCUGCUCACCUCCUGCGAGGAAUGUCGGCUACAGAUCACCACAGAGACGGACAAACUCAGGUUCUUGGGCCUGGCCCGCGAUCAAAUCAUGUGGAUGGACUCCAUCCUUUGCCAGAUCGACACGGGGGAGAAGCCGAGGGACGUGUCGUCUGUGGAGGUUCUGAUGAACUAUCACCAGAGUCUGAGGAAUGAGGUGGACGCUCGCAGUCAUAGUGUGAUGGAAUGUAUCGACAUGGGAAAGAUGCUGCUGGCGGCUAGAAACCCGGCAGCUCACCAGAUCAAGGAGAAGCUGGACAAGGUGGUUGCUAAGCAACAUGAGCUAUCUGUGAAGUGGGACAAGCAUUGGGAGGCACUGCAGCAACUGCUGGAGGUUCACCAGUUCGCUCAGGAAGCGGUAGUGGCGGAAGCGUGGUUGGCGGCGCAGGAACCGCUGGUCAGCAGCAAGGAGCUGGGAGCAAGCGUGGAUGAGGUGGAGCAGCUCAUUCGCAGACACGAAGCCUUUCGCAAAGCCGCCGCCACCUGGGAGGAACGAUUCAGCUCGCUCAGACGGCUCACCACGGUGGAGAAGCUGAAAGCGGAGCAAAGCAAACAACCGGCAACCCCUCUGCUGGGCCGUAAAGUCUUCCUGGAUCCCCAGGAUGCCUCCCCGGCUCUCCCUUCUAGCCUCCCCCGCCUGCCCCUCUCCCCCGUCAUGAGACAGACCAUCUAUGAGCAGAACGAGGCCAGCACGCCACCUUCCCCCUCGCCAGCCACACCGACGCCGUCCCCAUCGGGGGUCCGACAUCCCGUACAUCCUGCCCAUUCGUCCAUCUUGUCCGUAGCUACGGCCGCCAUGUUGGUCUCAGCCAAUCAGGCGCGAGAUAGCAGCAGGAAGGUGGAUCAACUUCAGCCCAAGCUCGAAGUGGAUGCCAAGCCAUCUCCGUACCUCCGCCAACCUAAAAUCAAACACCUGGGCGACGCUGUGACGCCGCUUCUGGUUGCCAGCCGGUUGGAGAAGGCCCGGGAGAAAGGCAGAGAGAUGAUGACGGAGAGAGCCGAGGUGGCUGUGAUGGCUGAGGUGGUCCUUCAGGAGCCUAACCGAGGUCCCAGGGCCUCCAGGACUAACCCCGAGCCGCAGGUCCAGCCUCAGCUAUCCGGCGAGCAACUGAUUCAGGCCCGCAAAAACGAGCUUCCUCAGGAGGUGUGGCGAGAACACGCUGAGCGGCGGGAGCGGCGGACCUUGGAGAGACAGACCUCCAGCGAGCAGGAAGGACACGGAAGCCACGAGGGCCGGAGGAGAGAGCGAGACCGGCACCGGCUUGAGAGGCAGGAAUCCAGCGAGCAUGACACUGGAAAGGAACAUUCUGACAGACGCUCAGGAGGCGGAGAGAGGAGAACCACCAUGGCGGAAAUAGUGGAACAGCUUCAGGAGAGAGAAGCAGCACAGGCCCGAGGCGAGGUUCCCCGCCUGCCAAAUGGCAUCCCAGAAAAGUCUUCCCGUCCUGAUCGGCCUCGAGCCAGGGACAGACCCAAACCCAGGCGCCGGCCGCGACCCAAAGAGCCAGGAGAGACCACGCGGCGAUCCCGCUCGGCUCCAUCCCAGAGUGGCCCCGCGACCCCCCAGCCACCCGCACACAGCGCACACCACGAGGGCUUCCUUUUCCGCAAGCUGGACAUUGAGAGCUUGAAAAAGAGCACCAACAGCAGGUCUUGGGUGAAUUUGUACUGUAUACUGAACAAAGGCGAGCUGGGCUUCUACAAGGAUGCCAAGAACACCGCCACGGCGUACAACAACGAGCCGACGCUCAACCUCGCACACUGCCAUUGUGAUGUCACCAAUGGAUACAAGAAAAAAAAGAAUGUCUUUACACUUAAGACAAAGGAUGGCAGUGAAUUUUUAUUCCACGCUAAAGACGAGGACGACCUGAAGACGUGGGUGAGCAACAUUGGCGGCAGCAUCUCGGAACACGAGGAGAUGGCCAAGUGGGGCCAGCCCCAAGCAACUACCUCAUCCACUGACGAGGGCACACGGCGCGACGGCAGCAAAGCUGGCUCGGAGCGCGGGGGCGAGCGAUCGGACCGAGCUGAGAAGGCAGAAAAGGUGGAAAAGGACAGGGGACGGGACAAAGACAGGGGGGAGCGCUCGGAGCGCAGUGGAAAGGCAGAAGCCAAACGCUCAGAGAAGUCCAGUAAGAAAAAGUGAUGUCUUCUCAUCGCUUCCCACGUGGAAGCGCAAAGAUGCAAAAUGACACAGGAAGGAAGAACUCUUUGAACUGACUUUUUCUUCUCCUAAUGUGUCUAAGCGGUAUCGCCCCUCUCCCCCCACUGGCUGUGCAGGGAAGUGGAGCAGGAUGAUGAUUGCUGCUUCUGAGAUAGAGUAUCAAGUAGCUCGCGCUGUUCCUUUUCUGAUUUCUUAUAUGAGCUGUGUGUGUGUGUGUGUGUGUGUGUGUGUGUGUGUGUGUGUGUGUGUGUGUGUGUGUGUGUGUGUGUGUGUGUGUGUGUGUGUGUGGGUGCGUGCGUGUGCGUGUGUGUGUGUGGGCAUGUAAAGUUCAGAGUAAUAGCAGUGGAAUUAAGAAAGUAAGCAAAGCCUGCAUCUCACUGAGCUCUGAGGGUUUGCGCACAUAGUAAUGUUGGAAUUUCGUCGGGGUUCUUAAAUGUUUGCUAACAGUUGCAAACAGUUUUUCUUGUGAAACUGGUGACGAAAAUUAGCACUACUGGCGAAUGUCUGGCGGACAUCUUUGCGACCGUUUGCGACCUUGAACGAAACCUGUCGAAAACACAACAUACAACACGAUAAUGUUUGCUGCUUAAAUUCUUAUAAUCGUUUUUAUUUCAGUCUUAGCAAAUUUAUUGACAACACUUUGAAUCCAAAUAAACAUCAGAUAAAAUAAUGUA
Syngnathus acus (greater pipefish) is the source of this 8801-nucleotide messenger RNA. Its product is annotated as spectrin beta chain, non-erythrocytic 4-like. Gene Ontology annotation, cellular component: cell junction; cortical actin cytoskeleton; plasma membrane. Gene Ontology annotation, molecular function: phospholipid binding; structural constituent of cytoskeleton; actin filament binding. The record is from RefSeq and is a predicted model, not a curated record. Lineage: Eukaryota; Metazoa; Chordata; Actinopteri; Syngnathiformes; Syngnathidae. The transcript has 44 exons. The coding region runs from base 247 to 8109 and encodes 2620 amino acids. Gene Ontology annotation, biological process: actin cytoskeleton organization.